Messenger RNA from Suillus paluster, 3111 nucleotides. RefSeq names its product glycosyltransferase family 41 protein. Bases 1 to 3111 code for a protein of 1036 amino acids. Gene Ontology annotation, molecular function: protein binding; glycosyltransferase activity. NCBI's taxonomy places the organism in Eukaryota, Fungi, Basidiomycota, Agaricomycetes, Boletales, Suillaceae. Gene Ontology annotation, biological process: protein O-linked glycosylation. The transcript has 14 exons. The record is from RefSeq and is a predicted model, not a curated record.
AUGAUAUUACCGACAUUGUCAGAGCAAGCGUUACUGUUUUGCCGUGAUUUAUGUGCCCAUUUGAAAGCGGCAAACGACAGACUGCUUGCGUCAGUAACCCCUCAGCAUGCCCAUCGCUUGCUGAAUGUCUUCACAUCCGUCGCAAACAUCCAACAAAAAGUAGAUGGUAACACAUCGUCCACUCUACGCCAUUACGUUAAUGCGAUUGAAGCGGGUAUCCGUCUUUCACCACCGCUGUCCUCGGGAAAUAGGUUGACAUUCCGAGACAUCAUUCUUGCCAGCUGGUUUGCAUCAUUUGCAUUUUCCACACUACCGCCAUCGCCAGAACCGAAUAAUAUUCUGGACGCAAUCCAAGAUCAUGCUAGCACCAACCAUCUUCCACGUUUCGAAGCCACCAGCUUGGCGCUGGUGCACGCAGUCCAUGAUGCCAGUGACGAUUUCAUUAAUGCUAUGCUGGAUCCCACUACCGGAACAUUGCCGAAUGUGGUGCUAUUCCCAGACCAGGCGCAGAUGUUGUCGGCCGUCGUUUUCGCUUCCCCGCGUAUCACUUCUGAUAUGUGGGCUGUGCUUCACUCCAGUCAAUCAACAUACCAAGUGAAGACUGCAACCUCAUCAGCGUUACUCACCCUUGCACGGCGCAUCCAGGAGGGCGCAUCGAUCGCUGACCUCGGGCUUGAUAUUCCGCACUGUUCCAAGAAUGGGCUGAUUCUCCUGCUUCACUAUCUUGCGCUAUCAUUGUUUCCAAGUGCCUCUGCAUUCAAUGAUACUGGUGUCGUCCUGUGCAGCCUGAGCAGCAGUGCAGCCACCAAUACUCCACAAGUCGCAUCUGGAAGGGAUGUUGCCCGCCUUUACUACGAGAAAGGAUUGCAAAUCGAUUCCACGCAUCCUCAUCUACUUUCAAAUUUCGGCUCGUUGCUGAAAGACGCCGGCCAUCCUACCUACUGCAAUUGGGUGAUUUUCAACUACGCUCUGCAACUACACCCUGAAUUAGACAUUGCUCUUGUCAACAUGGCAAAUACCCUAAAGGAUAUGAAUCGUUCUGCAGAUGCAGUUCCUUAUUACAUCAAGGCUGUAACUAUCAAUCCGAGCCUGGUAGACGCCUACUGUGGAUUGAGCAUGUCGAUGAAUGCUAUCUGCAAUUGGACCGGCCGAGACCGUUGGUUGACGAGCGUAAUAACGAUAUGUGAAGAGCACCUUUCGGAACUUCAUCGCCAGAACAUUGGCGUCCUCGCCGAGAAGAGUGUUGAUGCCUGGCUUCUUAUCGUGGCGUUGGCUACAGCGAGACCACAAUGUGACCACAACUUAAGAAAAUGGGUUCACCGGUUUUGCCUUUUUGCAAAUGUUUCUGAUGGGCGACAACCUCUCCUUAACGAAGGAAGUUUCCUUGUGCGCCUUAUCGACUGGUACCGGACUAGGAUGCAACACCGACGUUACCUUGAAACCUACGGAGAAACACUCUACUGCGAAGAGGUGUCGGCUUCUGCACCGGAUGCAGCUCCUGCUGCGAGGCCGUUCGGCCUUGUCCUUUCCUCAGUGUCCUUACAGAGGGUUCCGACCUUACUCCCUUUUCAUACAUUCACGCUUCCAUUGCCCAGUCGUACCAUUCGACGCAUUGCACACCGAAAUGCCCUUCGUGCGUCACAUACUAUAAUGACACAGAUAUCGCCAGACAAAGUGCCACUGCCGCCGCCGCCUCCGUUAAACCGGUGCAUUAAUGUCGGUUAUGUGUCCAGCGACUUUAGUGACCAUCCCUUAAGCCAUCUGAUGAAAUCGGUUUUUCAGCUGCACAACCGGAACCGGUUCUGCAUUUUCCUCUAUGCGACGAGCCCGUCAGAUGGGUCGGUCUUCCGAAUGUACUUUGAGCAGGGCGACUUCAACUUUCUCGAUGUCUCUUCUUGGUCAAAUGUAGACAUCGUCAAUAGAAUCGAGGAGGAUCACAUACAUAUCCUUGUUGACCUGGGUGGGUAUACCAAGGGAGCGAGGAACGAAAUCUUCGCUGCAAGACCAAGUCCCAUUCAGGUCUCGUUAAUGGGUUAUGCUGGAACCCUAGCAGCCAGCUGGUGCGACUAUCUCGUGUGCGAUAGCAUCACAUGUCCUGUCGACCUAUUUGCACGGGUUCAAUCAUAUCGGAAGCGAAGCCAGAAUCAAUGCUGCCAGAACAGUGAUUUCGGUGUUGCAGUAGGAGAGGAGGGUGAUCCAGAAUCACCCUCUCCUGAUUGGAUCUACACGGAGUGUCCAAUAUAUAUGCCACACACAUAUUUUGUCACCGACCACAAACAGUCUUAUCGACACGAAGGUCUUUCGGUCGAGGAGCGUACUCGGACGCCAGCGAAAACACUCUGGAACGAUGAAAUCAAACGUAGGACGGACCUGAGACGAGCCUUGUUUCCUGAUUUACCCUUAGAUGUCAUCAUUUUCGCCAAUUUCAAUCAAGUACGUGCCCUGUUUAUGGACAUAUUUGCAACAUGGCUUCGCAUUUUAGCCCGUGUUCCACAUAGCAUUCUUUGGUUACUGCGAUUUCCUUCUGCUGGGGAAGCCCACCUAAUUCAAACUGCCAAGGCGUGGGCAAGCGACGAGAUAGCGUCACGCAUCAGAUUCACGGAUGUGACUGCGAAAGACCAUCACAUCUACCGAUGCCGAGUUCCGGAUCUUUUUCUUGACACGUCCGAAUGUAGCGCGCAUACUGUAGCAGCCGACGUGCUCUGGUCGAGCACGCCAUUGAUCGCUUGCGCCUGGCCGAGUCAUCGGCAUAAGAUGUCUUCUAGGGUAGCUGCGAGCUUGGCCAGUGCUACGGGGUUUGGCGAGUACAUGGUGGUGUCCAGUAGGGAAGAAUACGAAGAACGCGCGGUGGCCCUAGGGAACAGCAUGCAUUACACAGUGCAACCUAAUGGCGAUGUGGAAGCAAGUGGAGACCUGCUUGACUUGCGACGGUGUCUUUUCCUCAACAGAGAUACCAUGCCCUUGUUUGAUACGGAGCGAUGGACGAGGAACUUGGAGAAGGCGUAUCGGAUAGCUUGGAGGCGGUGGGUGGAUGGCUCCAUGUUUAGGAUGCGUGACGAUGGUUGUAUCUGGGUCAAGGACGAUGUCGAUGUUCCUAUCCGCUUGGACUGA